Paecilomyces variotii is the source of this 2312-nucleotide messenger RNA. RefSeq names its product putative C2H2 transcription factor. The record is from RefSeq and is a predicted model, not a curated record. Gene Ontology annotation, biological process: regulation of transcription by RNA polymerase II. Lineage: Eukaryota; Fungi; Ascomycota; Eurotiomycetes; Eurotiales; Thermoascaceae. Bases 289 to 1971 code for a protein of 560 amino acids. Gene Ontology annotation, cellular component: nucleus. The transcript is spliced from 6 exons. Gene Ontology annotation, molecular function: RNA polymerase II cis-regulatory region sequence-specific DNA binding; DNA-binding transcription factor activity, RNA polymerase II-specific.
AACAGGUGCGUCGUCGAAGAUUGGACUGUGCGCACAUGGUUGGUGAAGAGCUGCUGACACGAGAAAUUCUCGAGCAGGUUCUCAAAGCUGCAGACGACCUCCAAAUCUGUGCCUGAGCAUCCCUACGGUCCCUCAGACGAGUUACGGCGACGAGCACACGCAGAGACGACCCCGAAGUCCUUUGCUUUUUCACUGGGGACCAACGGUCGAGUACAACGGCGGCCUGGUUCAGGAGGAGAAACUACGGGCAUACAACCCCCCGUCAAGGAGGGGAGCAAUUAUUUUCAAAUGUCGCUGGAGCUGAACGACAGCGACUUCUGCCUGGAGUGUCACUGGGAGGCAUUUCAGAUGGCUGGAAAAAAUCCAAUGCUGUCAGGCGGCCAUGACUCUCAAUCACAGUGGUGCUGCCCACCGGACGAAACGCAUGACUCUCACGCUUGCACAAUUGACGAGGCCUGCUGCGAUGUGGACCAUUGCUCCGUCGCCUGUGGUUCCGUAUGCGAUGGCUUCGUCGACUGCGAUAAUUCCACCGUUUGCUCCGAGUCCCAUUGUGAGGACCAGAAUUGCGAGAGCACCGGCCCUGUGUGCUUCGACAAACACUGUUUUGAGGACUCCCACGAGGGCCAGAGUUUAGAAGCCCUGCUCGGAGAGGACAUCCAGCUCAAUUGGGAUACCCCAGGCUUCUUGCCCUCGACGUCAGCGCCCGGGAAUGAGAGCUCCCAGGCACAGAAGCCAGAAGAUCCAUUUCAUCACCAUACUGUCGAUUUCCGUGCCACUGACGAACUCUUCGCUUCUCUGUCGACCCCUGCCCACAAUGCGCAGCACCAUGAUUCCUGUCAUAGUGUGUCUUGCCAGGCUCCAUCCAAAGAGUCCAGUGUAGGUCUAUCGAGUCCCUCGUACUCGAGUCAGAGCGAUCUGGCAAGCUUGGGGACAUGUGAUGUGUUAGGAGUCGGCCACGGCUAUCUCAGCUGUGGUCACCAUAUCCAUGGAGUGCAUCCUCUUCUCCCGGAUAGUAAUAUGGAGAGGUUCUUUGGCCUUCCUCCUUCGGUUGCUGCCCCCUGUUCCAACGCAGCUCACCAGCAUGUGGGAAAUCGCCUGAGGACUCCCGCAGCUACUGGUGUACAUGGCUUUCAUGGAGUAUGUCGAUCACAUGCUCAUGGCCAUACCCACUGCCAUUCACACCCAUAUAUGCCGUACGCGCGCCAUCACAGAUCAAGUGUGAGUUCUCACUUGAUGUCCAGUCCCGCCGACACACCACCGCCAUUGGAAGGAGGCAUAUCAUCAGGGCUGACAAGCCCUACUUUUCCUACUGAUGACCACGAACCCCAUAUUUGCAAAUGGACCUUCAAUCACGAUGGGAUGAAAAUCGCGUGUGGUGCCAGCUUCGCGGAUGCUGGUGCGUUGCAAGAGCAUUUGGUCUCGAAGCAUAUGGGCACGAUGGACGGCAGGAAAGGUCACGGUUACUAUUGCUGCUGGGAGGGAUGUCAUCGACCCGAUGAACCCUUUUCGCAGAAGUCGAAAUUGCAGGGCCACUUUCUCACUCAUAGUAACUUUAAAAGUUUCAAAUGCUCGGUCUGCAGCAAGCCGUUUGCAAGGCAGGCAACUCUAGAACGCCAUGAGCGGAGCCAUCGGGGCGAGAAGCCUUAUAAAUGCCGAGAAUGCGGGAAGGCAUUUACUGAUAGCAGCGAGCUCAAAACACAUUCACGCACUCACUCUGGCGAGAAGCCUUUUAAAUGCAACUACCCAGGCUGUAAUUUUCAGACAGGCGAUUCCUCAAACAUGUCCAGCCACAAACUAACUCACGGAGAGCGUCGACACAAAUGUCAAUAUCCGGGUUGCACGAAGAGCUUCACUCGUCCUGAUCAACUGAAACGUCACCUCAGAACGACCCAUAAAGAUGAACGUGGCUCGACUCUCACAUCCCCAAUGGCGGAACAAUUUAUGACCGCAGCUUUCGAUAGUCUUGCAUGAUUCUGCAGCUCUGCUACGGCAGACCGGUGCUGCAUACGACCUUUUGCAUGCAUACUAAUGAUCAAACCAGAUGGCGGAUCCGUUUUUGGAUAGGACCGCUUAUCCCGGUUAACCGGCGUUUUAAGGAUAAUAAUGACCGACGAGUCGCCCACGAGCCGACUCACUAGGCGUUUUACAUGGAAUUUGACUGAAUCCAAUUUGGGAUCAAAACACAAAUCAAAAAAGGGUUGCAGGCGGAUAGUUUCUUUCUUAUGUCCCUAUUAUUCUUAUCUACAUGCUGUCUUCUCUGCCUCGGCGCCGCUCUUGGGAGGUUCGGGGUGAUAACUCGCCUUGUCUUGCUC